UUUUUAUUAUUAUUAAAAAGUGUUUUUGAGGGUGUACACUGUGCAUACAGAACAUGUUUAUUUUAGAAGUGUUCUAAACUAAUCUUGUAUAGGUGAAUAGUUACAUGACCUAACCAUUCAUUGUAUUCAUGUUUACAUAUUCACUUGAGCCUUGAGGUUCAAGAAGCGGUAUAUCACUCGAAGGUUAUUUGCUACCAUUAAUCGAUCUUAAUGAUUGAAAUUCUUAUAUUGUUGUAAAAAGUAAACCGAAAUUCUUUACUAUACGUCUGAAUCAAAUAUUGCCUGUAGUAUCUAUCGAGAGAAAUACUAUAGAUAUUGUACUUUGUUCAUAUAAUUAUUUCGCUUGAAGUACGCAUUCACCAUGCAACCGUUAAACUGCCGCAUGAAACCGAUGAUGUAUUUCUGCCACCUGUAUGGUAUGGGAUUAUACCGUGACGGUUUUCGGAUCGUUUAUUUUCUAUUUAUAUUCGUUAAUUUGUCAGUAAGUAUUUAUAUAUACUACGAAAUGUUCAUUUAUGUCCAAAAGAAUCUGUCGGAAAUGUUCGACCUGUCUACAAUAACGUCCGUGGUUCGACUCCAUAUCAGGUUUUUAGCGCAUCCGAUAAUGAUCGUAUUGUUGUGUGUCAAAAAGACAACCAUUAUGAACUACAUAAGCGAUUUCGACGAUCUCGUCUACAGAAUCAAUGAUGUCUCUCUAAAGCCGUAUAUGAUACACUUCUUCGGUUGGCUGUCGAUUACCAUGGUCGCGGAACUCAUACAGAUAAUGGCGUUUCACUAUCGCACGGACUUAAAAUUUUUUUCGAUCACUGCCACUGCUCAGUUCGUCAUCUCGAACGUGUGGUUAGUAACACCAGUAUUGAUGUACAUUUUUCUCAUCUCCUUGGUCUCCCGCGGUAUACGAGAACUCAACAGUGACAUAACCUCGAUCAGGGUGUGGAAAACGCACAGUCUCAAAUGGAAAGAGCUCCAACACAUGGGAAUAGUUCUAACGAACACUGUGUUUGGAAAGAUUAUCAUUAUUUUUAUUAUGUUCACUAUUAUGGAAUUAACCUUUUUCUGUUUUACGAUAUAUUUAAGUUGGAGAGCUAAUUCUCCUAAUGAAAUUGUUGCAUACUUCAUAAACCUGUGUGUUCGGGCCAGCUUGAUGUUUGAACUUUUUCGAACAAGCCAUAGCUGCAAGAUAGAAAAACAGAUGAAAAGGACACAAAUACUUUUGAAUGGUGCUGUUAAAACUACAGUAUCAGAUUAUAAAGAAUUUCAGUUCACGUCUAUGUACAUGCUGCAUACUGAUUUCAGUUUCAUGCCGUGUAAUAUUUUUGAUAUUACCUAUAGAAACUUAGUUACAAUAUUCACCAUUAUUGCUGCAUAUUCGAUUUUUCAAAUUCAAAUGAAACCAGGUACCCCCAGCUAAAAUAAACAUUUAUUAAUAUUUGUGGAGUUAUUUAAACAUAUAAUAAUUAAUAACGUGUUUUUUCUUAUAAUCAACUAUACAUCCAAAUAGCAUUCAAUAGCAUAAUAUAUUCUAGAAUUUAGAUUCUGAGCGAUAUGACGUAAUAAUUUUACAAUGAUGAGUGUGAUUAUUUUUUUGUUAAAUAAAAAAUGUUUUGCUGGGUCGAAAAGUUUGAAAUUGUUACAUAGGGUUCCUCAUAAUUUAUUAUUAUGGCAAUUUAAAAUAUUAAAGAAACAUAACUUCAAUUAUU
Molecule: messenger RNA, 1700 nt
Organism: Myzus persicae (green peach aphid)
Lineage: Eukaryota; Metazoa; Arthropoda; Insecta; Hemiptera; Aphididae
Exons: 4
Coding region: 362-1411 (349 amino acids)
Biological process (GO): sensory perception of taste
Cellular component (GO): membrane
Source: RefSeq, a predicted model, not a curated record